CCGGGAGUAGUCGCGCCUCUGCGGGCUUCAGCUCAGCGGAGCUCCGCUCGGACAGAACCAGGACAAAAGGGGAAUCAGACACAGCGGGAAUUCAGCGUCCUCAGGCGGGCGAAGGAGACUCGGAACCCCGCGGCUGGAGGACUGAAUGGAACUCGUGCAGAGCUGACAGAGCUGUGAUCAGGACGCCCAGUUCAACUGCUUCUAACCAGGGAACAGGUGCUCUUGUUGGGUUCACGAAAACAUCUGCGACCCACUGGAAAGAAAGAGAAGAAAAAACAUCUGUGAAACACAUCAAGGCAGAACUAUCACCAGGCGGCUUGUGGUUUACGGGUUUGAGGAAGGGGCCAGGAGACUUCUCCAUGCCCACAGGCCUCCACUGUCCACAGGAAAGAUGAUCAGGAGCACUGUGUUUUGGCCUAUAAUUAGGCCACAGCGUCCUGUGCUGAGGAAUGGAUAGCCUCGUCGCUAUGGCUAACAAUUACCUCCUUAACCAUGGGGCUCCGGUAAAGGACUGGCACGGACAUUAUUUUUUUCUUUGGCCUUAAAUCAGCAGAAUCAGCAUUUGGAGUAGCCCUUUGUUACUGUAAGUCUCCACAAGAGAACCUUUCCUAGCUGUUUGCCUUGGUUUGGGACCGAAAAGAGUUUUUUUUAACGUUUGCAGUUUUUUAUCAGCUGAUUUUACUGUUAUCAAGAGGCAUAAUUUCUGUUAUAUGAAGACACCUAUACAUUUCUAAGAGAACAUGGCAGCGACCUAUCGCAUCGUGGUCAGCAGCAUAAACUGUUACAACAGUGUGGUGAUCGACCGGCGCGUUCAGCACACGGUGCAUUACUGUAAUGGACCUUGCGGGGCACUGAAACAUGGGUUUAACUGCAUGGUGGCUCAUCGCAGCACCUGUGCUGAGCUUCUGGAUGUACCUGUUUCCCGUCCUUAUACGGACCGGCCUAUGAGCCUCCACGAGUCUGCCUCUAAAACUGUGGAGAAUGGCAGCUCUGGUCAUUUCUGUGAGGAUUAUCACCAGGCCAUCCCUAGGAUCAAGAAAGGAUCGACCAUCCAAAGCUCGACAAGCCUGAAGGACAUCACAGGUGAGGCUAUCAACUUAGCUAGUGGGAAGACCAAAGAGUUUUCCUUUGAGAAGAUCAAGUACUCCUCCAGCCACGUGACCUUCAGAAAGGGCCGAAAGGUUAGGCCCGAUUCAUUCAGCCGAAGGUCCACUGACCUUGACAUUAUCUAUGGCCACUUUGCAGGCAACGAUGAGAAUUGUCCUCCUUUUGGCCUUUUGCAGAAGUCCGUGGCAGAAGAGCAGAAGCUUAGCCGCAGUGCCUCUCUAGAGCAAAACCUGAACAGCAGUACGGCCACGCUUUACCUCAACAGCCUCAGCGAGGAGAACCUUAUCGCACGAAUACUGGAGAAGACCAAGGCGGACAGCAGCACCUCAGGGGAAGACAUAAAAGCCUGCCUGGACAUCCUGCUGAAGUGCUCAGAGGACUUGAAAAAGUGCACAGACAUCAUAAAGCAGUGCAUCAAGAGGAAGUCCAUGGGUGGAGAUGGAAACGAGGAUUCCGGCAACCCUGAAGCCAUCUAUAAGAAUGUGAUGGCACGACUUUCCAGCUACCUCAAGAGGCUACCUCUGGAGCUGGAGCUGGGUCAAACUGGGAGGCAAGAACACAGUGAUUUGUCUGAACUGCUCAACAGCCUCCACGGACUUCAGCAAAGUCCGUUCUCGCCAAUUUUUGGCAACGAACAGCCACCGCGCUAUGAGGAUGUUGUCCAUUCCCCGCCAUUGACAAAACCACAGUCUAAAUCUGUAUCCUCACCUUCUCAGCCAGAGUCCCACGAAGGUUCCAGGGAUCUCACAGGGAACCUAAAACCUGUCCAGGGUCUUGUUGCAUCGCUAUCAUCCCAUGCAUCUGUUAAUGGCAGCAACCUACCUUCUGUUUCCAGUGCAUCCACUUUUCAUUCUGUCUCUACCAGCCGUCAUGAUCCCUUCUCUUCCACCAAUUCCCUGUUGUCCAGCAGCACCGACAGCAUCUGCAAAGACUCCAUGGAGGCUCUCUACAUCGAAGAGGAUGCAGAUGUGGGUCGGACUUUGGACAAGACAGUGAGAUAUGAGGGGAAGCAUGGCAGCUAUGGUAUUUCAGAUUCCAGGCAGCAUUCGAAAAGAGCCAGUGCCCUCUCAGACACAGGCACAAGCGUUACAGAUAAACUCACAGAUUUCAGUAGAAAUGGAACUGCUUACAAACCCAGAUCUGAGCCAGUUAUUAACCAGCCAUACAGCAUGGAUUCAAGAACGCUCUCAAAACCAGCACCUCAGAUCAGCAGGGAAGGGGAGGAUGAUAUUGACAAACUACUGAUGGACUUGGAGUGCCUCUCCCAGAACAUGCAAAAGGAACCUCCACUACCACCCAAGUUGAAGCGAAUGAAUGAAUCUGUUCACCAGGCAAACUCCUACCAAAACCAGCACCAGAUUGCUAGCUCAGGGACUCAGUGUCCAGCAGUGACCCAGAAUCUUCCUGGACUCUCAUACCCCAAGCCAGUGGACCGUGAGACUGGCAAGGCAGGUGAAGAGGAUGAUGGUGCUUUGCUGCUGCGGAUUCUGGAAAGCAUCGAGAGCUUUGCUCAGGAGCUGGUGGAGAGUGGUGCUGGAUUAGGGACUCAGUCCAAGGAGCGUGAAGUCAUGCGCCUGCUCCAGGACACUUUGGCCACCGCUAAACAGGAAACUUCUCCAGAACCUCUUCCUGAGCCUCCAGCGGAAAGCACACCUGUGCCUGCUAAUGCAUCUGCAGCACCUGCAGCUACACCUUCACCUGUGCCUGUUUCAGUGACCAGUCCAGUGCCCACAGGGAGAGACACGGGUUCGACUAUACUCAUCCAGCAGACGCCUGAAAUCAUCAGAAUCCAACCAGAGAAGAAACCCGGAAGUCCUCCUCCAGCACCAGCUCCAGCUCCGUCCACCCCGGUCCCCCGCUCCCCCUCCCCACCGCCAGCCAAAGUGGUGGUCACCCCUCCUCCUCCCUCCAUAAACAUUCCACGCUUCUACUUCCCAACAGGCCUUCCAAACUGCGCUGCCAACUAUGACGAGAUCAUUGCCAAAAUCGAGACAGCCUUCACUGAGUUCGAGGAGGAGAAGGCCGACAUUUACGAGAUGGGGAAGAUUGCGAAGGCAUGCGGGUGUCCGCUGUACUGGAAGGCCCCCAUGUUUAACUGUGCAGGAGGAGAGAGGACGGGCUUCGUCUCUGUCCACUCCUUUAUUGCAACCUGGAGGAAGUUGUUACACAGCUGCUAUGACGACGCAUCCAAGUUUGUUUACUUGCUGGCCAAGCCGGGCUGUAAUUACCUGGAACAGGAAGACUUCAUCCCUCUGUUACAGGACAUCGUGGACACUCACCCAGGGCUGACGUUUUUAAAGGACGCUCCAGAAUUCCAUUCCCGCUACAUCACCACCGUGAUCCAGCGGAUAUUCUACACAGUCAAUCGCUCCUGGACAGGCAGGAUCACCAUGACUGAGCUCAGGAGAAGCAACUUCCUACAGACUCUUGCCCUGCUGGAAGAGGAGGAUGACAUCAAUCAGAUCACAGACUACUUCUCCUAUGAGCACUUUUACGUUAUCUACUGUAAGUUCUGGGAGUUGGACACUGACCAUGACCUCUUCAUUGACCCCAAGGACCUGGCCAGGUACAACGACCAUGCGUUGUCCAGCAGGGUCAUCGAGAGGCUCUUCUCAGGAGCUGUGACCCGGGGAAACUCUGUGCAGAGAGAAGGAAGGAUGAGCUAUGCUGAGUUUGUGUGGUUUCUCAUCUCAGAAGAAGACAAGAAGAAUCCCACGAGUGUGGAGUACUGGUUCCGCUGCAUGGAUCUAGACGGUGAUGGGGUUCUCUCCAUGUAUGAGCUGGAGUUUUUUUAUGAAGAGCAGUGCGAGCGGAUGGAGGGAAUGGGGAUAGAGCCGCUGCCCUUCCAGGACCUGCUCUGUCAGAUGCUGGACCUCGUCAAACCAGAGUGCCAAGGUAAGAUCACUCUGCGUGACCUGAAACGCUGCAGGAUGGCUCACAUAUUCUUUGACACGUUCUUCAACCUGGAGAAGUACCUGGACCAUGAGCAGAGAGAUCCGUUUGCAGUGCAAAAGGAUUUGGAUGGAGAUGGUCCUGAACCCUCAGACUGGGAUAAAUACGCAGCAGAAGAGUACGAGAUCCUGGUGGCUGAAGAAACAGCCAGCGAGCAGCUACAGGAGGGGUCUUUUGAUGAUGAUUAUGAGUCUGAGGAGCUUUCGCUCCCUUCGGAGAUCGGAAAUAAAAUGGACAAACUGGUGAUUUCUGACCUUUCAGCGUGAUCGUCCAUCAGAAACACUCACCAACCUCAAAAAAAAGGAACUACACUUUUUUUCUA
Molecule: messenger RNA, 4381 nt
Organism: Colossoma macropomum (tambaqui)
Lineage: Eukaryota; Metazoa; Chordata; Actinopteri; Characiformes; Serrasalmidae
Gene: ppp2r3a
Product: protein phosphatase 2, regulatory subunit B'', alpha
Exons: 15
Coding region: 741-4325 (1194 amino acids)
Biological process (GO): protein dephosphorylation
Cellular component (GO): protein phosphatase type 2A complex
Molecular function (GO): calcium ion binding; protein phosphatase regulator activity
Source: RefSeq, a predicted model, not a curated record